Molecule: messenger RNA, 1151 nt
Organism: Magallana angulata
Lineage: Eukaryota; Metazoa; Mollusca; Bivalvia; Ostreida; Ostreidae
Exons: 3
Coding region: 174-869 (231 amino acids)
Source: RefSeq, a predicted model, not a curated record
AUCCGCGCCUACACGCAUCGCCGAACGUAUAUAUGUUCAAAUAAGAGAGCUAUAAGAUAAUAAGACAGUCCAUUUUUCAUUCAUGAUUCCAGGGAAGCUUGCACCGCCCGCUUUUAUACACAGAUUUAUGUGAUUUUGUUUUAGCUUGUGAAGGAUUAUCAACAUCAAGAGAAAUGGGUGUUUGGACUUUUCUAUCGAUAUUCUUACUUCAUCACAUGGUUUCCGGUCAUAUGGGUCGUGACCACUCGGAGGCCAGUCGCUGGUACCAGAGAACAGUGCGCGCCAAGGACCCGUUCGCCAAGUUCACAGAGGAGACUCUGAACCUCGGUACCAGGUUCCCGCGCCCGGGAGAGAGCGGCUUCAGUAAAUCAGACACGAUGCUACCCCCUACCACAACCCCGACGCUGCUAGACUCGUUCCUUAAUUAUGACUACAACUACGAUUACCCCUCAGUGACCCCCGUCGCUUCUACUACGGAUGGUAGCAAGAAAAGCACGACCAAAGCGACACAGAGCAACCAUUUAGCGCAAAAACUCGACUUUGUGGACCCAGUUCAAGGGGAUACGUUUUCGGUCACGUUCGACCCCUUACCCACACAAGUGUAUCCAACACCCCCCGGAGGGUUCUUGAACUUUGAGAAUACAAAGCUGUAUCCUGAGACAAACAAUAAUCAACAAAACGUUGGUCUGAGUGAUCUAGAUAGCAACAGUCUGCACAACGACCUAGACUUCUUCUCCAAGCUGAAAAACGACCGGAAGAGGAUUCUGGCUGAAAGGCUUGUGAGGAAUAUCCAGAGACCUCUCAGUUUUCAGGAAAAUAAUCACUUAAAUAUCGAUCCCCUCUGGGUCUAUCUUCUGGCGUCACAGUAACCGAGCUAAAUGACGUCAUUAUCUACAAACUAUUUAUACUUCUGUGAUACGUGCACCGUACAUGGUUGUACAGACAGUGAGUGGUUGAACUGUAGGAUAGGUUUACCUGUAGUUUGACCUAAUUAUUAGAUACCCAGUUUUGUGAUGUUGCAGCACGUAUGACGAUAUCAAAUAAUCGACCAAUGCACUUAUUUAACAUUGCUUGUUAUAUUUGUUGAUGUUUUAUUUCACAUAAAUGUUGUUCUCUGAUGUUUUUGUUCAUUAAACAGAAUAAAUAUUAAG